GCUCACACACACACACACACACACACACUCACACACACACACAGAGGCAGGCGGCAGGUAAAGACAGGAAACCCUCUCUUCCUCUUUUCAUCUGUCGUCUGCAUCCAUCGUUUUUCUGUGAUCUCGUAGUGAUCGGAUGUUGGAUGUCGAUCGUCAGCAUCGUUGCCAGGGAGAUCUUGGACUCCCGGGGAAACCCCACUGUGGAAGUGGACCUUCACACAGAGAAAGGUCUGUUCAGGGCGGCCGUGCCCAGCGGAGCAUCCACAGGUAUCUACGAAGCUCUGGAGCUCCGAGAUGGAGACAAGAGUCGCUACAAGGGCAAAGGUGUUUUGAAGGCCGUCGGCCACAUCAACGAUAGUCUGGCUCCAGCUCUUAUCGCCUCUGGCAUCAGCGUUGCGGAGCAGGAGCAGCUGGACAACAUGAUGAUCGAGUUGGACGGCACGGAAAACAAAUCUCAGUUUGGGGCCAACGCCAUCCUGGGAGUGUCUCUGGCCAUCUGCAAGGCCGGUGCAGCGGAGAAAGACGUCCCCCUGUACCGCCACAUAGCCGACCUGGCUGGAAACACAGAGCUGGUGCUGCCGGUUCCUGCCUUUAACGUUAUAAAUGGAGGAUCUCAUGCUGGAAACAAACUGGCCAUGCAGGAGUUCAUGGUUCUGCCCGUCGGAGCCGAAUCUUUCAAGGAGGCGUUGAGGAUAGGAUCAGAGCUGUACCACACACUGAAGGGAGUGAUCCAGGAGAAAUAUGGUCAGGACGCCACCAACGUGGGAGACGAGGGCGGCUUCGCUCCCAACAUCCUGGAGAACAGCGAGGCUCUGGAUCUGCUGCAGACCGCCAUCGAGAAGGCCGGCUUCACGGACAAGGUGGUGGUCGGGAUGGACGUCGCCGCCUCAGAGUUCUACCGCGAUGGCAAAUACGACCUGGACUUCAAAUCCCCACCAGACCCCGAGAGACACAUCAGCGCGGAGGAGCUGGCCGACAUCUACCAGGGCUUUGUCAACAACUACCCAGUGGUGUCCAUCGAGGACCCGUUUGACCAGGACGACUGGGAGGCCUGGUCCCGUCUCACCGCUCGAGUGGGGAUCCAGGUUGUCGGCGACGACCUGACGGUGACCAACCCCAAGAGGAUAGAGAAAGCUGCCGAGGAGCGAGCCUGCAACUGCCUGCUGCUCAAAGUCAACCAGAUCGGCUCCGUCACCGAGGCCAUACAAGCGUGCAAACUGGCUCAGGCCAACGGGUGGGGCGUGAUGGUCAGCCAUCGCUCCGGAGAGACGGAGGACACCUUCAUCGCCGACCUGGUGGUGGGACUGUGCACCGGACAGAUCAAGACCGGCGCCCCCUGCAGAUCUGAGCGACUGGCCAAGUACAACCAGCUGAUGAGGAUCGAGGAGGAGUUGGGCGACCAGGCUCGCUUCGCAGGCCAUAACUUCAGGAACCCCAGUGCACUGUGAAAACCGACAGAUGGACGGAUGAAUGACUCACACACACACUCACAGACACACACUCACAGACACACACUCACAGACACGACAAACAGGGAAUGAGCCAUGUACAAAGAAAGAUUCAUUAAAAAACACACAAGCUAAAGAGCCAAGCAAAAAAAAAGACAAAGAUAAAAUAUGCACUGGACUUUAAAUGUGUAGGAAGACGAUGCUGCACACACACACACACACACAUGCACAGUCGGCAGAUGCAACACACGCUCACGCACAUGCAGGGGAAUAUUAUGAACAUAUAACAUUUCUAAGCCAGACAUGCACUGUUACUGUAGUUUUAACGAGGACAGAGCUGCAAAGAUCCCGAUUAUUGUUGUAAGAGCGGAGACGAGCAGAGAAAUGAUAGAAUCCUGUGAAGUGAAGCACGUGACUGGGUUAGGACGAUGCCUCUGCAGAAACACGACUCGGCCGUUUCCGACCGAGUGAAAACUACACAAACACCCGAACACGUGUGUCCUCCGUGUCCACCUCUGUCCUGGACACUGAGACACCUGCACUCCUCCACCUCUCUCCUCCUCUCUCUCUCCUCGUCUACUUUUCCUCCCGUCGAGUCGGAUUCUGUUUUUCUUCCUGAUGUGAUUUUGAUUAUUUGUCCUUCAUGCUUGAAUCUCUGUCUGAAGAAAAAAAAAAAAUGAUCUAAACCUCCUUGUUUCUUCGGUUCCUCCUGAAUGUCCAUAGAAUUAGCUUCGUUGAAAAAGAAGAAUAAAUGAACGAACAAAAACGCUUGUCAUUGAAAAUAAUGUGAAAAUAUGUGAAAUAAUAAAAAGAUGGUAAUUUACAAUUUCAAUCACAGUUAAAAAAAUGUGUUUGUGUUGUUUUGUGUGUCUGUGUUAGUUGUGCAGUGAAUCCUCAGGAGCUUCAUCCGUAGUGACGAGAUGAUGCAGCAAAUAAAACACCAAAUACAA
This is a messenger RNA of Hippoglossus stenolepis (Pacific halibut), 2398 nucleotides long. RefSeq names its product gamma-enolase. Gene Ontology annotation, molecular function: phosphopyruvate hydratase activity; magnesium ion binding. Lineage: Eukaryota; Metazoa; Chordata; Actinopteri; Pleuronectiformes; Pleuronectidae. The transcript is spliced from 13 exons. Gene Ontology annotation, cellular component: phosphopyruvate hydratase complex. The record is from RefSeq and is a predicted model, not a curated record. Gene Ontology annotation, biological process: glycolytic process. The coding region runs from base 144 to 1448 and encodes 434 amino acids.